AUGGCUAAUGUUGCAUCGAUUGUAGGUCCUAAUAUUGUUGAUAAAUCGGGUCAAAAAGUGGAUUUGAAUUCUCAACAAUUUGCAGGCAAAGUCAUCGGUCUCUAUUUCUCUGGACAUUGGUACUUCACACCCGUGUUAGCUGAAUUCUAUACGAAAUAUAGUGAAUCUAAAAAGUUAGAAAUAAUCUUCGUCUCUUCGGAUCGUGAUGAAAAGUCGUAUCAAGAGUAUUACAAUGGCAUGCCGUGGCUCUCACUCGAAUACAAAGAUCGUGAAAAAAAAGAUGAAUUGUCGAAAAGAUUCUUCAUCACAGGAAUACCUGCAUUGAUCUUGGUGGACGGUGAUUCAGGGGAAACUAUUUGUGAAGAUGCUCGGAUGAAACUGCACAGUGAUCCAAAUGGUGAAAACUUUCCAUGGAAAACAAAAAAACCUUCAAGCGAAUCAUCAUGCCUACUUCAUUGA
This is a messenger RNA of Didymodactylos carnosus, 459 nucleotides long. NCBI's taxonomy places the organism in Eukaryota, Metazoa, Rotifera, Eurotatoria, Philodinida, Philodinidae. The record is from the annotation of a GenBank genome assembly.